UAUUUUGGGGAAAAUUACUUGGUUCUUUAGGAAUCUGUGCAAGAAGGAGAACUCUUGUUAGCCUAUGUUACAAAUUUGUGUUUGUUUUUGUUAAGAUUUUGAUUAAAAUGAAUGACUUAAGUUGAGGUCUUUCCCUUGAUUUAUAAUACAAAUUAAAUACAUUCUAAUGACAAUAAUACCCUUAUUAACUCUCACUAAUUAACAUAUGAACUCACUUAAUGUUAAUAAUAAUACUACUAAAAGACAUAAAUAACCUCUAACACUCCUCCUUAAGCUAGAGCAUAAAUGUCAUAUGCUCCUAACUUGUUACAAAUAAAUUUAACAUGAGCACCCCCAAUGCUUUGGUAAACAAAUCAGCAAGCUACUUAUCUGACUUCACAUAAGGGGUAGCAAUGAGCUUCUGUACAAGUUUUUCCUGUACAAAGUAACAAUAAACUUUACUAUGCUUUGUCCGCUCAUGAAAGACCGGGUUGGAGGCAAUAUGAAGAGCAAAUUGAUUGUUACACAUAAACUUCAUAGGCUGAGAAUGAGAAAUACCCAAUGCUUCCAAAAUGUUCUUUAGCCAGACAAGUUCAUAAGUAGUGUGAGCCAUAGCUCUAUAUUCUGAUUCAACACUUGACCUAACCACUAAAGUUUGUUUCUUACUCCUCCAAGAAACCAAAUUACCACCAACCAAGAUACAAUACUCGGUUGUGGAUCUCCGAUCGGAAGGCCACCCGGCCUAAUCUGCAUCUAUAUAUCCAUGGAUAUAAGUGUGACCCUGAUCACAAUAUAAAAAGUCCUCUCUCAGGUGCACCUUCGAGAUAUCUCAAGAUGCAAAUUAUUGCGUUCCAAUGACUUGUCCUCGGAAAAUUUAGAAAUUAACUCACAACACUUGUUGCAAAAGAUAUAUUCGGUUAAGUGAUUGCGACUUAAUUCAACUUUCCAACAAGUCUCUGGUACUGUUCAGGAUUAGGUAGCAAAUCACCUAUAUCCGACACUACUUGCUCUAAGGAUCUGUUAGCCCUAGUGGCUAAGGGUUCUCAUUCCAGCUUGUUUUGAUGACAACCCAUUAGUAGUUCUUAAAGUAUGCUAACAUUUUUCCUCAAGCUCAGUUUAGAUAUACAGGAAAACUCCAAGACAAGCAUAAGAGUCAAAUAUGUAUUGAAUAGGCAAAUGACCAUCAACAAAGUCCAACAUAUGGCACAUCCGCAACUCAACUACUCAAGCAAAGCACUUAUGAUUUCUACAUAUAUGUGUUGGGUUGUGCGUAUCAGAUUGACAUUGUAACUCCUGUGCAUAUGGUAUGUUCAAGAGUAUCUUGCAAGAGAUGAGAAAAUCAUACAUGCAUAUAGUUCAUAAUAGGUUAGAACAUGAUUCCGAGUUCACACAUUCAUGUCAAGUCACUUAAACUGCAUCAAAUGUUAAAAUGGCUUUCCAACGUAUUUUAUUAAACCAAGACAUCUUAAAAUUGGUAAAAAUUAAUUCUUGACAAGAUGGAACCUUUACUUGAAAGAAAACCAAUUUUUGAACGUGUUCACACUUAUAUUAGUAAGGGGUUCAUCGACGAACAUAGGGGAUUCGUCGACUUUUUGAACGUGUUCACAUUCAUAUUAGUAAGGGGUUCAUUGACGAACAUAGGGGAUUCAUCGACGAACAAAAGAAUUCGUCGAUGAACAAAAGAAGGGAUUUCAUCGACAUACACAGGGGAAUCGUCAACGAAAUGAUACCGAGACCACCAAAAAUUUCAAAGCAGGUUCAUUGACCAAUACAGGGGAUUCGACAACGAAUAUGUAGUGGUGGUUCGUCGACGUACAUAGGGGACUCGUCGACAAAAUGAAACCGAGACCUACCUGAAUUCAGAACAGAAGGUUCGUCGACGAACACAAGGUUUCGUCGACGAAGGCAUGCGUAAUACUCAUUGACGAAAGUGUGAAUUUGUCGACGAAUGUCGGGCUGCUGACAACAUUUAAUGCGUAUUAACGACUAGUUUUCAAAUUGUCUUAUGUCCAUUAAUGCCCAACGGCUCUCCAGCACAUUGCUCGUCCCUUUGCCCUUAAAUAUGAGUCUUGUGCAUUCAUUUCAAACUAGUUGAGUACUUGGUGGUUAAGCACAUUGAAUGAGCAUUCAUUUCUAGGGUUUUCAUUCUUGCUCAUACUCCCUAGCUUUCUUGCUCUUUACUCUUGUCUUACAUAUCAUCACAAAAAGAGUAGUGUGAGGUUUUGACUUGUAAUAUCAGCUCAAAAAGGAGCAAUUGAAUUUGUAUCUCAUUGUUUUAAUUCGUUGUGUUGAGGGGUUCUUUGUGAGCCUUUGUAAGGUAACUCUUGGUAAGCACCUCGUUGGAGCUCUUGGUGAGUAGUUGGAUGGUUAAGGCUUCUUCGCCGGUGAAGGAGGAUUGCUUGGUGGUGGAUUUGGGGAAUCCUUGAGUUGGUCUCAAGGCGUGGACGUAGGCUUAGUGCCGAACCACGUUAAUAUCGUUGUGUUAAGCUUUCCUUCUCCUUCUUCUUUCAUUUUGUUUGCUUGUUAUUAUUUGUCUUAAAUAUAAAUUAUGAUAUAAUAUUCUUGCAUCUUGCCAAGUUAUUUUUGUGAUUGUAGAAAAAGUUUUAUAUCUGCGAAAGACGUAUUCACCCCCCCUCUAGACGCACAGCCGGACCAACAAGUGGUAUCAAAGCGAGUCGCUAGACCUUUGGAGUAACAUCUAGUGCGCAAAGAUCCAAUGGCGGACAUGUUUGCCCAAGGACAAUCCGUUGACCGUCGACCCAAGUUCUGCGGUGUCAACUAUCUGGCAUGGAAGGACGGAAUGUCAAUCUUCAUCUAAGCAUAUGACUAUAGAAUGUGGAAUGUAAUCACCGAAGGAGAUUACAUAUUUAAGGAUGACGAUGAUGAAAUCAUAACGAUAGGAAAGCUCCCAGAAGCUGAUGCAAAACUGGCACAACUAAACUUUAAAACAAAAAACUUCCUUUAUUGUGCUGUGAACGAUGAAGAAUACAACCGGAUCUGCGGAUGCAACACAGCCAAGGAAAUGUGGGAGAAGCUCCAGGUAACAUAUGAAGGUACAUCUCAGGUGAAAAAAUCAAAAAUCUAUAUGUUAGUUAAAGAAUAUGAAAUGUUUAAAAUAGAAGAAGGUGAGUCGAUUAUUUCCAUGUUCGCAUGUUUUACACAUAACAAAUGGAUUGAAAGCACUUAGUAGGGAAUAUUGUAUGGAAGAUAAUGUGUAAAAAGUUCUUUGUUUAUUACCGGAAUCAUGACAUGCAAAGUCUACGGCGAUUGAAGAAGCAAAGGACCUAUCUAAGGUCACUCUUGAUGAGCUCAUUGGAUCUCUCAUGACUUAUGAGAUCAAGAAGAAGAAUGCUGUAGACGAAGUUGACAAGCUAAAAAAGACAACGGACAUGGCUCUAAAAAUAGCAAGCAAGAAGGAAAUUAUGGAAGAAGAAGAAGAAUGCGACAAUGAUGAUGAAGUAGCUCUCCUCACAAGAAGAUUAAGAAAUUUCCUGCUAAACAAACGGGCUGGUAAGCAAAAGGAGAAAGGAGAAUCAAGCAUAAAAUGUUAUAAUGCGAGAAGACUGGACACCGAAUGGUUGAUUGCCCAAACUUCAAAAACAAAGGCAACAACUAGCUAGGAGACUAGAAGAAAUACAAAGCUAUGAAUGCAACCGGAUGGGACGAACUUGAUGGAACAUCAACCGAUGAAGAAAAUGAAGAACUUGCAAACUUCUGUUUUAUGGCAUAUGAACAAAUGAGUGUGCAGGUUUGCUUGAAGACAAAUUCCACAAGGAAAAAAUGGUUUCUCGACAACGGUUGCUCAAGACACAUGACUGGAGACGCUGACAAAUUUCUCUCUCUCUCCUACAAAAAAGAAGGGUUAGUGACAUUUGGAGACAACGCCAAGGGUAGAAUUAUCGGCAAAGAUUCACUUGAAGAAAAACCCUGCAUAUCUGUCGAGAUAAAGAUAUACAGUUCUUGCUCCUCCUUGUUUUAUUCCCUUCAUUUCAACUCUUUCUUCCAAAUGCAGCCCAAAUGUGGAUUUAUUCCAAAUUCAAGAUUCAUAACUGAAGGAAAUUCUGUUAAAAGGAGUAUAAGUCGUUUUAGAAUGCACCAGUUCCUCAAAUUGCACCAGAAUGAGGUCUCACAAGUGAGUGAAUAUGAUCCGCUUGAUCUGUUCUCUGGAUGCAAGGAUAGAAUACAUAAGGCCAUCAAGGCACUUUUUGCUCAUCCUCAGAACAACCUCCGAGUAUUCUUAAAUGGUUCUCUUGUGUUUGGAAGCUUGGCUGGCAGCACAGGCAGUACUAUUUUUGUGAAUGGUGAAGCAUUUGAAAAUGCCCUCAAGCAUGCCAUUUGGGCUGAAGAUGGCCUGCGUACAAUGAGUUUUGUACAUCUUGUCGCUGAGACAGUAUUCAAGUCACGAGUACUUGAUCUGCUUCUCAAAGUACAACACCGUGAUAAUCUUGAUAUAGAAGGGGCAAUUCAUGCUUAUUAUGACGUUGUUUCUCAGCCUUGCAUUGUAUGUAGAGAUUUAGGCGAAGACCAAACAUCGGGAAAAUAUGCCAUUUUGCAUUCCAUUCCUUUGGAUGAAAGCUUUAAUAUCGUGAGGGACUAUCUGAUAGCUGCUACUGCAAAGGACUGCAGUUUAAUUAUUAGUUUUAGGCCGAGAGAAAAUGGAAAGCAAGGAUCUCCAUAUUGUGAUGUACAUUUGGAAUCUACCAACCAAAAUUUUGAUUACAAGGCAUAUUUUAUUGAUUUGGAUAUGAAACCGUUGAAAAAGAUGGAAUACUAUUAUGAACUGGACCAGAAAAUUCUGAGCUGCUACACUCAAAUGCCACGAACAGAGCAUAAACCAGAAAACGCUGCAAGCAUUGAAACUCAUAGACCUAUAUAUCGAGAACUGAUCCAGCUAUUGAAAAGAUAUCUCUCUGACUAAAGAGUGUGCUUGUAGUUAAAAGAUAUGUUGUUUGUAAGAUUUCCUUUUUAAAAAAAUAUUGGUUGAUGUCUUCGGUGUGUACUAUGUUAUGAUCUGCCAAUGUGCUGAUCUGUUGCUGUAUUCAGUCUUGCCUAGACAUCUAUGCCCUUGGCUUCUUUAGCUUGAUGUAAUUUGUUCUAGUUCUAGGCCUGGGCAACAACUUCAGAAGUAUGUUCCCCAUCAUCAAGAGACUAGCAUAUUUUCUCUAGUUUUAUGCACCAUAGGUCACAUGAAGCAAUGUAGAGGUAAUAUUUAAAGGCGUGAAAUUAACAAAUUGUUCA
This is a messenger RNA of Malania oleifera, 5217 nucleotides long. Its product is annotated as inositol-pentakisphosphate 2-kinase-like. Gene Ontology annotation, cellular component: nucleus. NCBI's taxonomy places the organism in Eukaryota, Viridiplantae, Streptophyta, Magnoliopsida, Santalales, Ximeniaceae. Gene Ontology annotation, biological process: inositol phosphate biosynthetic process. The coding region runs from base 3623 to 4897 and encodes 424 amino acids. The record is from RefSeq and is a predicted model, not a curated record. Gene Ontology annotation, molecular function: ATP binding; inositol-1,3,4,5,6-pentakisphosphate 2-kinase activity. The transcript is spliced from 6 exons.